UUGAAAUCCGGUUGACAACCGUGUAAACUUGACAACGAGCUACUACAUCAAGCCCUGAGCGAAAGGCUCUGAAAUAAUCAAAGAAGGGCGACAAAAAAAGAUCAAGAUGUAUAAGCUAGAUUUGCCUAUCGAUUACAAGGAGGCGGCUGCCAUAGAGCGCCGGAAAUUAAUGGAAGAACAAAGAAAAUCGCGAAUAUUCAACUCAAAAACUAGAACGAUCGGGGUUGAUGUCCAAGCUAUAGAACAACAAAAUUUAGAUAAGAAACAACAGGAGGAAUAUGAAAGAAACCGAGAAAAAGCCUUCGCAUCUGAUGCUGUACGAAAUGAUAAAAUAUCUAUGAUGCUGGAACAAAGACAGAAUCAAGAUGUGAGGGAAUUAAAUAAAGCUGUCAAUGACUUCCGCUCUAUGCACCAACAACCUGCGAGUAGACGCGAAUUUGAUCUGUACGAUCCUGAUUACCUAAAGAAGGACAAGCCUGCCAGAGUCAGCGAUGAUGAUCCGCGAUGUGGAAUUUCUAGUAUUCAAAAGUUUGAAGGAGAAGAUUUGAACAACAAGGCCAGAAGAAAUUACCAACAAGAACAGCUAAGAGAAUGGUCAACACAACAGAGUGAGGAAAAGUCUCAAGCCAAGAGGAACAUGAAUCAAGCUAACCAUCUAUAUGACCUUAAGAUGAGGGAACUUGACCAGAGGGCGAUGGACCUUGCUAAAUCUGAGGAGGACUGUCGCAGAGCUAUAAAUAUGGCCGUGAAAGAUUACAACCAGGCACUGGACAGAGAACGUUCGGAGAAAGAAAGAUUACAAAAACAACAGGAACAUGAUGAUAACAUGACAGAGAUUGCAAACCACAUCUUCGGAGAUGUUCUGACAGAGAAUCCGUCGGUGGCCCAGAGCGCCUUUGGUCCUCAUCGUGUCAUCACCGACAGAUGGAAGGGCAUGAGCCCCCAACAACUGGAACACAUCCGUAACCUUCAGGAGCUCCAGAGAGCGGAGAAAAAUAGGCUGGAACAGGAGGAUGAGUUACGGAACAAGGAGUGGGAGAGACAGCAGAUGGCAAACGCUCGCGCCGCCAUGCUUCUUGAAAGGGAGAUGGAGCGCAAGAGGCGUGAACUAGACCGCGAACAAGCAGAGGAGAACCGACGACUUGCUUCCGAACAGACAUCACACAAGGAAUUCCUGAACAAGGAAGUUUAUACCAACCCGCCCACAGCAGCCUUCUUCACACAGUUUAAUACUACCACUCGAUAGGAAAAACAACGUGCUAUAGGGAAGGGUGGGGGUUAGGGGGUGGGAGGCAUUAAAAAAAUUUAAGAUCAUGCAGGCAUAUUAAAUUGUAUUGAAUUGGCGACAAAAUGAUCAUUAUCAUUGAGAUCAUACUUGGGACAGCUGUUAUUUUUAACAGGAAGAAGAAUUUGGACUACACUUCCUUGUAAUGGAAUUUGGUGGGUGAUGUCUCAGAUUUCGAGUGAAGGUGGUGGUAAAUGAGAACUACUUUGAUGAUCCAAUCAGAAGUAUAGCUUCUUUAAAUAUGCUAUGCUUAUUAUGAUUAAAUUUAUAUAUGUGGGUGGGGCCGUCAAGAGUCUGGGUCAGAUAAAUGUUUGUGUUGGAAGCAUUGGGAUGGGCUGUCAGGAGUCUGGGUCAGAUAAAUGCUUGUAUUGGAAGCAGUGGGAGGGGCUGUCAGGAGUCUGGGUCAGAUAAAUGCUUGUAUUGGAAGCAGAGAACAACAGCUUUGAUUAUUGGACAAUUAUUCCGGCCAAGUCUACAAUAAACGUCAGUAGUUUGUGUGAGAUUUUGGUGCAGCACUAACUCAGUUUCAACCACAUUUCCACUCGGAAUCAACACUUUAUAUUCUGUUGUGGAAAAAUUUGUUUGCACACAAACUCCAAAUUUACUUUUAGAAAGUAAAUUUGUACUAUCAACAUCUCUCAAAAGGAAGAAACUGUCUAAUGACGAUGAUUUUCCAAAAAAUUCUUUUCAUAAAGUUUGAGAAUGUUAAUAUCAAUGUUGAAUUAAACAUGCGUAAAACAUCAGUGUAUUUGUGUUAGGGAACUUCAUUGAGAAUGCUCUAAAUAAAAAAUCAUUUUAUUUGAAACAAUGAAUUGAUUUCCCUAUUUUCCAAUGUGAGAAUGAAGAGAGCUUGUUUGUCACUUCAGUACAUUGUACUUCUAGAAAAAUAUUUUUCAUUUGUAAAUAGUGUAUCUAACUUUUAUUUAAAGUCUGUGAUAUAUAUUACAUGUAUAGAAACUUACCGAUUAAAAAUGAAACACAA
Pecten maximus is the source of this 2267-nucleotide messenger RNA. Its product is annotated as RIB43A-like with coiled-coils protein 2. Lineage: Eukaryota; Metazoa; Mollusca; Bivalvia; Pectinida; Pectinidae. The transcript is spliced from 6 exons. The coding region runs from base 107 to 1246 and encodes 379 amino acids. The record is from RefSeq and is a predicted model, not a curated record.